Gadus chalcogrammus (walleye pollock) is the source of this 1208-nucleotide messenger RNA. It is a transcript of the gene rpl7l1, whose product is annotated as ribosomal protein L7-like 1. The record is from RefSeq and is a predicted model, not a curated record. Gene Ontology annotation, biological process: maturation of LSU-rRNA from tricistronic rRNA transcript (SSU-rRNA, 5.8S rRNA, LSU-rRNA). Gene Ontology annotation, molecular function: RNA binding; structural constituent of ribosome. Bases 62 to 799 code for a protein of 245 amino acids. Lineage: Eukaryota; Metazoa; Chordata; Actinopteri; Gadiformes; Gadidae. Gene Ontology annotation, cellular component: cytosolic large ribosomal subunit. The transcript has 6 exons.
GCGCCGCUGUGUCGUCAUUGUCGUGCGACGCGCCGCUGCAUUACGCUCUUCAACAUCCACGAUGGCGGAACCUGAGAAGAAGGUGAUCCAGCUGGUCCCGGAGCAUCUGCUGAAGAAGAGAAAGGCGUACCAGGCUAUCAAGGCCACGCAGGCUAAGCUCGCCCUGCUAGACAAGAGAAAGGUCUCCAAGGGGAAGCCGCUCCGCUUCAAGAGGCUGGAGGACAUUCUGAGGGAAGGGCACCGGGCCAGCCGGGACGAGACGCGCAUCGGGCGCUUCAAGCAGCGCCCUCCCACCGCCCUGCCCCCCAAGAACAAGCUGGCCUUCGCCGUGCGCAUCAAAGAGAUCAAAGGCGUCAGCCCCAAGGUCCGCCACGUCAUCCAGAUGUUCCGGCUCAGGAAGCUCUUCAGCGGAGUCUUCAUCAAAAUCAACAAGAGCUCUCUGGCCAUGUUGAAGGUGGUGGAGCCCUACGUCGCCUGGGGGUUCCCCAACCUGAAGUCGGUCCGAGAGCUGAUCCUGAAGAGAGGACAGACCAAGAUCAAGAAGCGCAGGGUGGCUCUGACGGACAACAACCUGAUCGAGCAGCACCUGGGCGAGCACGGCAUCAUCUGCCUGGAGGACCUGAUCCACGAGAUCUACUCCGUUGGGAAGAACUUCCGGAAGGUCAACAAUUUCCUGCGGCCCUUCAGCCUCUCUGUGGCGCGCCACGCCGCCCGGGACAAGGGCGGGGUCAUGAAGGACCUGGGGGCGAUCGGGUUCAGGGGCGCCGAGGUCAACAAGAUCGUCCGCCAGCUCAACUGAGGGGCCCGCGGGCGUAGGGACCCCCAGACUGUUUCUGUACAUACUGUGUGUUCUGCUGAGGGGGAUGAGGGGUCUUCUCGCUCUCUGGCUCAGGGGCGCCCCGGCAGCAGUGGUACCGCAGCGCUGGACGGGGGCGUGGCGGGGCGGUGGAUUUAAACAGUUUGAGUCUGGCGCCUCCAGCAGGGUGCAGACCGACCGGGAGCAUCCUGCCCCAUGCAGGGUGACCACCUGGGGGCGUGAGAGCACCACGGUGUGGCGCUCCGGUCUGAGCGCAGCGGGUUCCUCCUCGUGUUCAGUGAUGAGCGGGAGGAGGUUCCUGCUCAUUCUUUAGACGUGGACAGAGCCCCAUAAUGUACAGUGAUCUCUUUAUAUUUCAAUAAACUUGUUCAGAAUAUCAAGUGGUGAAGUC